This is a messenger RNA of Blepharisma stoltei, 2538 nucleotides long. The record is from the annotation of a GenBank genome assembly. NCBI's taxonomy places the organism in Eukaryota, Ciliophora, Heterotrichea, Heterotrichida, Blepharismidae.
AUGGGAAGUAAUUGCACAAAAGGUGAUUCUGAUGAGAAUAUUAUUAGACCAAGAUUUACUAUAGGAAAAGAAUAUCAAGAACUGCCAAAUCAAUUCACAGGAGAAGGAGUUUUGAAGACCAUUUCAUGAAAAGCCACAAUCACAAGGCAACAACUAGAAGCAAAAAGAAUAGAAUUUUGGAGAACCAGAUCAACCGGCCGAAGACAUAUCUGACUUGCAAUAAAAAGUGCUAUCGAAUCUGAUCCGGCAACAGCAAAAUUAUUAUUGGAAAUGAAUGAGAUCAAGCUAAAAAACGACAGCAUAACUCAUUGUGAAGAUGCUCACGGGACAAUCUAUGACAUUCCUCCUUAUAUUGUAAAUGAUCCCAUCUAUUUUCCCAACGAAAAAAAAGUGAUGGUCCCUAAGCCUUCUUUGAUAGAAAAUGAGCUCAUUACGCUAAAAAUUAGAAGAACUGGAAAAGAGCAUGACACAGAAAUUCAGAUUGAGACAAAAAACCUUUCCCGAGUCCUUAAAGAAAUAUAUGCAGAAAAAGAUGGGCUUGAUCCAGAAACUCUAACUCCCCCCCCCCAUCCUUGAUCGAACGAUUGACUGUAAAAAUUCCUAAAAAUUGGGGAAAUUAACCCCCAUCCUUGAUCGAACGAUUUUCAUAUCAUGCAAAUUUUUUAUAUAUAUAAAAAAUAUAUAUUUUAUCAAAAGCUUGUGAAGAUGUACAUAAUGAAGUUGUUUUCAGAGGCUUUGAGACGACAGAAAGCUGCGGAAUCAACCAUCCGAAGUGAUUUAGUCAUUAACAUAUGCUUAAAAACUCAAUAAUCUAAUAAAAUACAGAUUCUUUAAAAUUUUUUUAAAAAAAAAUUAAUUUAAUAAGGAACAAAUUAAAAAUUUAUACAAUUUAAAGGGGUAACUAAUAAAUCAAAAUAUUAAAAAUUGGUAUUUUAUGAAAUAAAUUAAAUUUUUUACCCUCUUAUUUAAAAGUAAAUAAAAAAAAAUAUCUAUAUAUUUUUUUAUUUUAUAUAUAAAUUUUUUUUCCCGAAAAAUUUUUUUUUAACCCCCAUCCUUGAUCGAACGAUGGCGAGUCCUUCGAUCAAGGAUGGGGGGGGGAGUAAGAUUAUUUUUUAGUGGAAAAGAACUGAAGGAUGAUCAAGCGUUAUCAAGUUAUUAUGUCAGAAAUGAGAUGGUAAUUCAAGCUUACACAAAUAAAAUGGCGACGACACCGACCCGCCCUCUCCCGAACCUGUAGUGUGAUUGGGGACCUUGCUGCGGCCUGAAGCCAAUCCACUCACUCCCCCCCCUUUUAAAUUGGAACAAAAUAUAGGUAAAAUUUCCACUUUUUUGGUAAAUUAACCCCCUUUAAAUUGGAACAAAAUUUAAUUUUAUAAUAAAAAAUUGUAUAUAUAUAAAUCAUAAUUUUUAUGUAAAAAGUUUUGAUAUAAUUUAAAUGUUUCUUCUUAACUAAAAUUAAAAAUUUAGUUAUAUCCUGCUCUUGUUAAAAGAAUAGAGUAUAAAGAACAUCUUAUUUAAAUAAAUUUAUUAUCCUUAAUUGUAAAUUUUUAAAAAAAUUUAAUUUUUUUUAUUUUAAAAUAUUGUUAAAAAAAUUUUAUUUUUUUUGAUAAAAAUGAUAUUUUUUAUUUAAAUAGCUUUGAUAUAAAUUCAAUGCGAAUUCUUUACAAAAAUUCAAAAUUUACUUAUCUUUUGCUUUAUUUUAAAGAAUAGAGUAUAAAUAACAUCUUAUUUAAACAAAAUUAGCACACUUUGAUUAAUAAAUUUUCUAAAAUUUUUUUUUUUUAUUUUUUUUUUAUCAAUAAAAAUAAUAAUUUUUGUGUAAAUAGUUUUGAUACCAAUUAAUAGUGGCGUAUUAAUUAAUAAUAAAAUUUUAGUUAUAUCUUGCUUUGUUUUAAAGGAUAAAGAGUAAAUAGCAAUUUAUUAAACAAAUUUAUUAAUCUAAUUCGAUAAAUUUUUGAAAUUUUUUUUUUUUUUAAAUUUUACAUAAAUUUUUUUUUUAUUAAAAAUUUUAUAAUGAUUUUUUUUAAAAAAAGAAUUUAACCCCCCUUUAAAUUGGAACAAAAUUUUUAGUUCCAAUUUAAGGGGGGGGGGAGUCAGGGAAAGGUCUAGCAUGGGUACUGGUAUUUGUGUCCGGCUAGGUUUCCCUCCCGGUCCAGCAAUGACGAUUUUCGGAUCGUCCCGACGGGACAUGGGACAAAAAAGGGUUUUCCUCUAGGGGCUGCUGGUACCCAAAUCGGACUGCACAGCAGAUGCCGAUAAGAGCUAGGGAGUUAAUCCCUAGCUCUAACUCUAGUCGACGACGUGAAACAUGGUGACCCAGUCCGCCUACUUCCGGAAUUUCAUGACCAAGCCCCAUGACCGAAGGAGCCGAGUAGUAGCCUGUGGCACUUAGGUGUACACUGGGAGCAGGGCAAGGAAAGCAAGCGAGGCGACCAAAAGGAGGAAGAAAAGGACCUACGGUCCUGGCCGGAAGCUACUCAAUAACAUAUAAUUAAGAUUAAGAUUAAGGUAGUUCAAGCUUUUGUAAGAGCAAGCUAA